AUCACCUCCCUGGGCGCUGGUACGCCGGGACCCGAGUCCAGCCCGCACCACCAUCCGCGGCGGGGUCCGCGCCUCUUGGCUCCCGUACGCCGGUCCCUAUACAGGCCGGACAGAGAUAUGUGCGAGUCAUCUUGACUUUCCAUCACAAGUUUCAUCAUGUCCACGGCAGGAUCAAACACCACGAUGCUGAAGGCGCGCAUCGAAAACAACAUCGUGCACUCGCCGUACCCGAAGCUCGGCGUGCCCGUGUGCUCUGUGUACACGGUCGUCAAGUCGUUCCUCGGCGUGGCCGGUUCCAAGCUCGCGGUGGUGGACUACACGACCAGUUACACCCGCCAGGAGCUUCUCCACGCGUUGCAGCGUUACGCGGCUGGUUUCCAGUCUCAUGGACUGAAACUGGGGGACCACGUCUGCGUCCACUUGCGUAACUCGGUCGACUCUUUCGUCACCGUGUUCGGGCUUAUCUUCGCAGGCGCCACCAUCAUUCUGGCAAAGACGUCACUCACGCACCGAGAGCUGCUCUACCAAAUGGCCGAUGGAGAAGCAACGCAUAUUGUGACCGACCCACCAAAUGCCGAUAAAGUACGCAAGGUGUGCGACGAAAUGAAGAUGCCCGAGAAGGCCCGUUUUGUGCUAGGCGAGGCACCGGGAUUCUCUUCCAUUCUGGGCUUUGCACUGAUCGACCCGAAGCAGUUCCGCGAAGUUCCUGUUCCCGACCCCAAGAAUAUUAUUGCGGCCCUGAGCUACACCUCGGGCACCACUGGUCUGCCCAAGGGCGUCGAGAUCACGCACUUCAGCUUUGUCGCUAACAUGGUGCAGUCCAAGAGCGUCACAGCUUCGGACGAGACGGACGUUUUCCUCGCGUGGAACCCAAUCACGCACAUGUCCGGCUUCUUGUUCACCAUGCUGGCCGCCUGCAUCGGUUCCACCUGUGUCAUCGUCUCGCCCGCGCUAACAUUCAACCAGUUUAUUGACGUCUGCAACAAGUACCAGGUGUCGGCGAUGUUCAGCUUCCCGAGCCGACUGCAGAGUCUCGUGAACGAGAUGCUUCGCACGAACACAAAGCUGGAGCAGGUGCGCAAGCUUUCCAUCGGUGGCAGCCUGGUGACCGAGACACUGGCCCGCAGGGCGGUCCAAGUAUUUCCCAACCUGCACAACUUACGCAACUUCUACGGAUUGACCGAAAGCUGCGGUAUAAUCUCAGUGCCCGGCCAGGACGAGAUUAACUUCGUGGACCUCGGAGUUCCCGCACCGAAUGUUGAGAUAAAGGUCUUGAGCUCGGAUAAGAAAGAGCUAAUGGGACCAAAUCAGCCCGGCGAGCUCCUGUUCCGUAUGCCGUCGCUCAUGCGUGGCUACUACAAGAAACCAAAGGAAACCGCCGCAGUUCUUCUAAAAGACGGCUGGUGCAAUACAGGGGACAUGGGGUACUACAAUGACGACGGCCGGCUGCACUUCUUGGAGCGACUGAAGGAGAUGAUCAAGUGCAUGGACAACCAAGUGGUGCCAGCUGAGCUGGAAAACCUGAUCCUGGACAAGUGCCCGGCCGUGGCUGAAGUGAGCGUUCUGGGACUACCGCAUCCCGAGUAUGGAGAGGUGGCCGCCGCUUUCGUCGUUCUCCACGAUUACCACAAGGACAAGGUCACCGAGGAAGACAUCAAAAAGAUAGUGUCCGAUAACCUGGCCAAGCACAAGCACCUGUACGGGGGCGUCUACUUCCCUCCCUCCUUGCCACACACUGACACCGGCAAGGUGGUCAAGACGGACAUACGCAAGAACCCGGCCUUCUACACAGCACACGUCUGAGGGCAGACGAUGCCAAAUUUUGAAUUGCGAGUAGCCAAGCCAAGACAAAAGACCUUUAUUACGUCGAGAACUCUUCGAAGACAACAGAUAUUCUAUCUUCCAUAAAUUUCAGCGUCCACGAAAAUUAAACCGUUUGGUGUGCCGUAUUAUCAACACAUGUACCACUUACAAGUUGUAAAAUUAUGUUACACCCAUGCGGAAUCUAUGAUUUCAAAAAUUAUGCUUAGCUUUGGAUGUGGCGAAAUCUUGCGAGCGAGAGCAACCGCGAAAUUAUUUACCAGGCCCACAAAUAUCGACAGCCAGUGGUACAUUAUCAGGCCAGUUUUGGUAGGCAGAAUAUUCACCAAUGUUUAUUUCAUUUAUUUCAGGACACUGUCGAUACCACGCACGAAUUUUUACAGGAAUGGACUUCGAUACAGGGCAUGUUUAAGGACACACUCACUACGGUUCAUAGAUGGAAAAAAAAAAAACACGCACAAUGUAUUCACCACUAUGGUAGUAAAGGCAAUACAUACUUUCCACUUUGCUCCAAAAGCUUUUCCUAGGUCACCUGGGUACGGCAAGUUGAAUUAGUCUUUUCUUUUGAAUUACCGACUGUGAAAAAGCCGGCAGAUUCCACGCCCUGUAGGAAUCG
Molecule: messenger RNA, 2437 nt
Organism: Dermacentor silvarum
Lineage: Eukaryota; Metazoa; Arthropoda; Arachnida; Ixodida; Ixodidae
Exons: 11
Coding region: 157-1803 (548 amino acids)
Molecular function (GO): CoA-ligase activity
Source: RefSeq, a predicted model, not a curated record